UCUGCCCAAAAGAAAGAAAUAAAACCAUGUCGUAAAAAAGAGGUGAGAGACCGAGACAAAACUAUUGGGCUCUCUCCAUUCUGGUUGCGUUGUUUGAAAGCAGGGGGAGGCCAUCUUAUAAUCUGGGUACCAAUGGGAGUCAACAGAGCCACUCAGACUAAAAGGAGCUGAAGAAGUUGAAAGCAAAAAAGAAACAAGGACGACGUCAUGACGUCGUCACGAUUCUUUUUGUGUGUUUGUGUGUGUGUGCAGAUUUUUUUUUUAUUCUUAGAAAUCGCUUUUUGCCAUUUUCGUGUACACGGAAUAAAUGUUUCGCUUAUUAGUAGUUGAUUCACAAGAACAUGAGGGUGAUCGGUUUUUUGCGGCAAGCAAACAAAAAAAGUCUGAAAAAUUGUGCCAAUAUUUACCGCUAGAUGGUUCAACAGGAGGAGCUACCUCGUGUUGAAUUAGUGGCGGCGCUGGCAAACGUACGAAAAAAAAAAGAGGGGGAAUUAAAAGAAAAAAGAGCCAGACACACUCUUCAAAGUAGAGCCGUUCGUCUCGGCCGGCGAAAAAUUUCGUGUUCAUUCGUGAGAGAACCUUUGGGUCGUGUAGUCGCCCAUUCCCCGUUGUGGCCAAGAAAAAGAAGGAACAGAAAGAAUUUUUCUUUUCGUGUAACUUCUACGUGUUACAAUGUGUGUGUGUUAUUGUGUGCAGUGCGUGGUGUGUGUGAAUGUGUGAUUGUUUCUCCCAAACAACAUAAAAGUUCCAUGUUUCAUUUCACGAGAAUCUGAAAGAAAAGCAGCUGCCGCCAUUGGAAAGCCAAAAAAAAAAGAAAGAACUUUUGUAUUUUUGUGUUCCAAAAAAACCCCGAGAUUAAAACAGUUUCUUUCCUGGAAAACGUGCAUAGUGAUCGAAUUCCCAGGACGAAAUUGCACUGCAAAAAGUUUUGCUUUGUUUGUUUUUCAAAGCAAAAAAAAACAACAAGAAAAGAAGAUCAUGGUCUUUGUGACCCAGCGUGUCGUCAGCCUGGACACUACAACACGGUCACAUCAUGGCUCCUGAGGAGCACCACUUCAACAACAACAUUUUGGAUUGGCAGGUUGCAGAAGGGCUCCUCCUCCUUGUGGUGCAAGUUGAUCGAACGUUGAUAUUAUCAUCGUCCGUCAAUUGGAUGAAGAACGAAUAAUCAAAACAAAAGAAGCAAACGAAAAUAGGAGAUGGGGGCCCGAUCGUGGUCGUCAUCCGCCCCUUCAGUUCCGUCAUCUCACCACCACCACCACCACCAAUCGUCUUCUUCGACAACAGCAACAACAGCAACAACUACGGCAGCAGCAGCAGCAGCAGCAGCGGUGGGCUCGUUCUUUUCUUCUUCGUCGUCUUCACUUUCAUCGUCUCCCUCUUCGUCGCCUCCUUCGUCUUCGUCGCCGUCGCCCACCGGCGCCAAAAAACACCACCGUCUCCACCACCACCACCACCACUACAACAACCACUUGCAACAACUUUUGCCCAAACAGACGCCAAAAGACGAUCGUCACGCUUUCUUUCGGAUUCCAGUGACUGGAGAAGGAAAGAAAAAGCCAUUGGACCUUACGGCGGAAUCAGUGGCGACGGCCAAGGCGGCCGGGGCCGCUGCGGCCCAACGGGCCGAAAGGAACCUGUCGGUCAAACGGGACUUGGCUCUCGACUUGCCCACAUGUCCCACCUUACCCGAUGGCGAGGAGAAACCUUACGGGUCGUCCAUCCGACUCCGCAUCCGCGACCACGAUCAGGAGAGCGAAAUUUAUCAGGAAUGCAUCCGACCGCCACCCAACCGGACAGUUCACGAAACGUCCACUAGUUUUCCACCAUUCCGCUGCAAUUCAGAAAGCAUUUUGACGGAACGUCCGUCUGGUUCCGGUCGUGCCGGCAACUCGAAAACGGCCGGUCCGUCAUCCUCCUCCUCCUCGUCGUCGUCGUCGUCUACCCAUUCGCAAUCGUCUUCAUCGUCUUCGUCAUCCAUCAUGGCCGUCUAUUGCUGCACAUCGGCAUCGUACAGCAGUUCCACCAGCUCCCUGUCGUCCAGCAGUUACGGAAGCAGCGGUGGCUAUGGAUACAGGAAUUUAAGCGGCCGGCCGCACCACCACAACCAACAACAAAAACAGCAACAACAACAGCAGCAGCAGCAGCAGCAAAAAGAACAAAACAGUGUCGACAAUAAAAAGGAUUUGUUUUCAAUUCCGGCGGCGACGGCCACCACGCGAUUACUGUUGGAUAUUCACGGCCAGCCGAUCGUGACGCGGAGUAAAAGUAUGAGCACGGGCAGCAGCCUCCAGCAGCCGGACGGAGCUCCGUGUCCGGCUGGUUCGUCGUCUUCGUGUAACAUGUUGGCCGUCAUGGUUCCGCUUCCUCCUCCUCUGCCGUCUCAUCAGCAACAACAACAACAACAGCAACCGUUUUCUAUUCCGCCGGCCGCCGCCGCCUCGAAAACGUUGGAGUCGGCCGUCAAAUCGUGCGUGCGUUCGUUUCGCGAUCGAGUCCACCCGUGUCCCAAGAUGUCGUCUGCUAGCGCGGCUGCCAUCGGCUGCUCGAGUCAGACGGCGACGGCUGGCGGAGUGGAUAACGCCGGAUUUGUUGAAUCCACCAGUGGCGCUGGGUGGCCAAGUGCGACGCUGGCCGAACGUCAACACCAUCAGGACAACAACAGCACCAAUAACAAUAAUAAUUAUUCGCGAUCGACUGGGGAGCCAUCUAGCGGCACCAGUCGGAGUAAACUGGCCAAUUUGCCCGUUGUCCCCUGCGCAUCCGCCUCUACCACCACUUAUUCUUCGUCAUCUUCUAGUACGUCGAGUCAAACUAGACGGGACAUCUAAAAGAAAAUCAUUUGAACAUUUAAAAUUUCAUUAAAUCAAAGUAAAAUUAAUUAAAUAAAAUUAAGAAAAAGAAAAGGGAAAAGGAAUGUGGAAUAACAAUCAACACACAGACUAAUGUUGGUGGAUUUAUAAUUUAAUAAAAAAAAGGGAAUCCUUCUUUGGCGGAUGGAAAAGUGUCGUGCGUGUUUUGCGCUUAUAGGGACAAUUUACAACCGAAGAAGAAAACACAAAGUUCUUCAAUUGUGGGUGGGUUAAGGGAUGGGUAAACCGGAAGCUGAUGGAGAGUAUCUCAAAGUCUUUCAUUGUGCGUGUGUCCAAAGUAUCGGUUAGCUGGAAAAGGAAAAAGCAUUUUUUUUUUUUUUACACAAAAAACACCUACACACGUUACACACCCAUUUUGUGCUUUCUUUCUUCUUUUUUUUUUUCGCCUUUUUUGGGCCAAUAUAAAUUCUCUUUUUUUUUUUUUUUCGGUUUCCGAAUUGCCCAUUUUCGUGUCUCUCUCUCUCUCCCCAGUGCACAGAAGAAUAUUGCGUCGCAAAAAGACUAAAAUGGGCAAAACAAAGUGGUGGACUAAAAGCAGAAAAAAAAAAAAAAUCUGUGCUGGACAGUUUUGGUGACACACGACCUGUUGGGGAAAGAGACAAAUUAGGCCUAUAUUUCUAUAAUAAUUAUAUUACUAUGUAUACCUUCGGGCUUUCUAUACCAAUUUUUACGUCUUCUCCCUCUUUGUUUUGUUUUGUUUUUCCUCUCUCGUGGAUUUCGAUCGUUUUGUUAUUGGAUUAUUUUCUUCUUUUUUUUAUUGACAUUUUCUUUCGAUGGCUCCAUCCUCACAGUAUGCCCCUACUCCUCUCACUUCGUUUGUUUUAUCCCAAUCAUAUUAUGUUUAAUGGUCGGCUUCUCGCCACGCCCACGAUGUGAUUUUUUUUUUAUUAUUGAAAAUUCAUCAAAUGAAAAAAAUAUGGAAGACGAUUAAGAAAAAUAACAAAAAAAAACAAGCAGCUCGGGACCAGCCGUGAUUGCAAACGUGAUUGUGUGUACGUGUGUGUGUAUAUAUAUAUCAAGUGAAGAACUUAAAAAUAAGAGAGAGAGAGUGUGAACGCCAAGUGCAUGUUGUGUUUAUGCUUCUCGAAAAAGGAGAAGAAAAUCAAGAGGAUACAUUAAGUCUUUGUCCUCCCCGCCCUCCUCCUUAAUGUAUGUAUUUUCCGUUCACGUUUCACUUCGCGAAAUGUUUCUCCACAAUCUUGUACGUCGUUAUUUAAUCAGUUUUUUUUUUUUUUUUGUUUCUUUCGAAAAAAAAAAAAAAAAGAAAGUUUUGGGUUUUUCACGAUUUUUUUGGGGGGUGUGUUUAGGUCUCCCCCUCAUUUUGGCGCGAUAUCCAAACGUCAUGUUUUUUUUUAUUUUUUUUUCUAAAAAAAAAAAAAAAAAAAAAAAAGGGAAAGUUUAAUAAGAAAAUUUAAAUUUGGGGUGGAAUUUGAUUUGAAUAAAAAAAAAAAAGAGACAGACUGGAAAGAUGGUUCAUAAAUAUCGUUGUUUUGUCAUCGUUUGUCGUCAUUUGUCCAGUGUCUGUUCCGUCCGGAGACGUUGGAAACGAAAAACAUUUAAGCAAAACACACCAAAAAGAUGAAAAUCUUUUUUUUUUUUUCUUUUUAAAUAAGAGAUUGUGGAGGGGUUCGUUUUGUGUACAUUUUUUUUUUCAAAUUACGAAGUUGGAAUUGGGUUGUUUUUUUGUUUUUUAAAAUUAAAUCCCAUGUUUUAAAUUCGAUGAGACCAUCCAGAGAGCUGCUGCUGUUGCGCUAAAAAAAAAAAUUACUGGAUCAUUUGUUGUGAUAAAUAUUGACUCCCCUUACCCCCCAUCUCUCUGCUGUCCUUCCUCCCCAUUUUUAAAUUUAUGUCGAUUUCAUUUUUUGUCCCGUUGUUGUUGAGAGAAAAAAAAAAAUUCGGAAAAUGUAUACACACACACACACCGUGUUUUCAAAAGCAAAACAUUUCCUAUAUAAAUAAAACAACCCCGCCCACCUCUUCAAAUUGGACCCGCCAUGCCUCCUCCUACACCUACACCUACCAUUUGUUUUCAUGGUAAUCUCUUAUUUUUUUCACUCUACUUGUUUUCUUUUGUCUUCUGCUACUACGAAAAUUCUUAUUGCGCUCACCGAAAAACAAUAAAGUUAAAAACAAAAUUCGAAUUUAAAAAUAAAAAAUAAAACAAAAAAACUAAAGAAAUUUCGAGAAUAAUAAUACAAUCCGCACUCGUGAAAUGUGAUUUUAUUACUUAUAAUUUCCAUCGUACCCUGGCCCGUCUGAAUCUUUUAACUACAAAAUAUAUAUUUAUCCUCCUUUUCCAAAAACAAGAAACCUCAAACCCCCUCUACCCUCCCCCCACACAAGAAAAAUUUUAAAAAACAAAAACAAAACAAACAAAAAUAAUUUUUUUUUUCAUAUCACUUCUAAACAACCACAACAUUAAUGACAAAAGUAAUGUUUAAUUGUGUGUGCCUGUGUGUGUUUAGACCAGCAGCCUAUAUCAAAUUUUCUUUUUAUUAUUUUUCUUUCUCUAUCAUUUCACUCUCCUUUUAUCUUCUUUGUACAUGAAAAACAACAACAACAAAACGACAACAACAAAAACAAAACAAAAAAAAAAUACAAAUGUUCAAUUAAAAAAAAAAAAACUUAAAAAAUUGUCUUUUUGUUUCAAUGGCGAAAUCCAGCAAAAUUCAAAACGAUUUAUAAUUUUUUUGUUUUUGACACGAAAAAACAAAAAAAUGAUGAUGAAUAAAGUGUGUGCGUACAUACAUUUAUAGAUAUAUAAUAUAUACAUAUGUGUACUGUAAUGGUUCAUGUGAUAAUAAACACCGGAUGCAAGUCAGA
Molecule: messenger RNA, 5696 nt
Organism: Daphnia magna
Lineage: Eukaryota; Metazoa; Arthropoda; Branchiopoda; Diplostraca; Daphniidae
Exons: 5
Coding region: 1200-2831 (543 amino acids)
Biological process (GO): regulation of transcription by RNA polymerase II
Cellular component (GO): nucleus; aryl hydrocarbon receptor complex
Molecular function (GO): nuclear receptor activity; transcription cis-regulatory region binding
Source: RefSeq, a predicted model, not a curated record